AUGGGAAAAUUCCAAGAGGUUUUCGCUUGGAAACAAUUGACCUAUGACAUAGAUGGCAUAUCGUUACUACAAGAUCGAUUCCUGGACGUCGAGGAAGAGAACCGUGCAAAGAGACAAGCGGACAGAAUUGUUUUUGCCGACGACACAAACUCUGAUUGGGCAAGACCCAGACCAACUGUAUCUACGCCUGCCCCAAAUCCUGAAGCCGGCAGAUUCUUCAUUCAGUACAACAAUGUUCCCAUGGGCGUUGAAAAAGUCGGCAACAGAUUAUUCGUUACUCUACCGCGGAGAAGAUAUGGUAUACCGUCAACUUUGAAUUACAUAGAUCUGGAAGAACAAAAUGGCCGCUCGCCCCCCCUAAGACCAUAUCCUAAUAUUUACGCGAGUAGAUCGCUCAUAUCCGUGUAUAGGACGAGGGCAGACAUAUGUGGUAGAUUGUGGAUGGUGGAUACAGGACUUUUAGAGUUGCCAGUAAAUCGUCAACAGUUACAAACACCAGCGAUAGUCAUCUACGACUUGAACACCAAUCAACAAAUCCGGAGAUAUCCCUUCAAAGACUCCGAUGUACCUUCUGCCAACACACCGACAGGUCUGGCAUCAAUAACACUGGAUAUAACGCAAGGCUGCGGCGACGCGUACGCAUAUGUUCCAGAUUUGACUACGAACGGCAUCAUAGUUUAUUCGUUCAGGGAAAAUGACAGUUGGCGUCUCUCACACAACUACUUCAGUUUCAAUCCAGUCGCUGGCAAUUUGAGAGUAGCUGGUGAAUACUUCCAAUGGAGCGAUGGAAUAUUUAGCAUAGCUUUAUCCCCUGCGUUCUCCAACGGCUGCAGAACUGCUUAUUUUCACCCCCUGAUCAGCACUGAGGAGUUCUCAGUGUCUACCUGCAUUCUGAAGAACAGAACGGCCAGUAGUGAUAGAUAUUACUUCGAUCAGUUUACUUACCUCGGCGACCGCGGUAAGAACAGCCAGUCGACAAUGCACGAUUAUCACGAACCGACUGGCGUUCUCUUCUUCGCUGACAUGGGAAGAGAUGCUGUCUCCUGCUGGAAGACGGAUAAGCCACUGGGACGGGAAAAUGUUGGAAUCCUGGCGCAGGACAGCGAGAGAUUAGUGUACCCAUCAGAUCUGCACGUAACGGACGACGAAGUGUGGGUAAUUGCAAACAAAUUACCACAAUUUGGUUACUCAAGGUUUAACACAGACGAAUACAACUUUUAUGUGCACAAAGCAAACAUUUGGGACAUCCUUCCGGGGACGGUUUGUGGCUAA
Messenger RNA from Leptosia nina, 1272 nucleotides. The record is from the annotation of a GenBank genome assembly. NCBI's taxonomy places the organism in Eukaryota, Metazoa, Arthropoda, Insecta, Lepidoptera, Pieridae.